AAUGAAUCACGGGCGUUGCUCCUUAAAACUCUUGACGUUUUCCCAAGGCUUCUCUCAAAAACAUGAGGUGCAUAAUUGUUCUCCUGAUAAGUCUGUUCCUGCAUGACUUCGGCGGUGACGCUUGCUCGAGUCGACGGAAGUCUAACAAAUCAUCGCGAUUAAUACAGCAAAAUCUCCACAACACAGACCGUCCUGACUGCGACUGUGUGCCUCUACACACGUGUCCCUUGUUUGGCAAGGUGUUGCAGGGGCCGCGUCCGAUCAGUAACUUCCAGUUAUCCGCUCUCCGCAGGGCGACUUGCGACCCUCUCGGAGACCCCAAAAACCCAAACGUCAAGUGCUGCGGUAAAUACGUGGACGAGAUCGAAAUCGGUGAAAAUGGCAUACUUGGCAACGUUCCCACUACGUUACCUCCUAGUAUUGACUUUGAACAAUUCUGUGGACAAUGCGACCCAUCUUUGGACCCAAGAAUUAUUGGAGGGACCGAAGCCAUGCUUGGACAAUUUCCUUGGAUCGCAAGACUUGGCUACAUAAAUGGCCCUGCAGAUUCAAAAGCGGAUGAGUUCUUGUGCGGAGGAUCGCUGAUCAGUCACGAACACGUCGUCACUGCUGCCCAUUGCAUUAAUCGAGAUAAGCAUCUCUCGCAAUUGCGAUGGGUGGUGUUGGGAGAGGUGGACGAGCGCACCGACCCUGACUGCACCAAAAAUGAGGGUUGCGCUCUUCCGGUGCAGACAAUAAAAAUUUCUUGGGCUGUCGUACACCCUCAAUAUAAGUCUAGUUCUUUCAAAAAUGAUAUUGGCGUCAUCAAGCUUGCAGAGCGGGUUAAUUUCACAAGUUGGGUGCAUCCAAUUUGUUUGCCAAAGAAACAGGAAACAAAUUUGACAAACGUCAGGGCUGUUGUUGCUGGCUGGGGGAAAAUUGCACUGGAUCCUGCUCCAAUAUCAACGUCGCCAAAGCUGCAGUUUUUGUGGAAGAAAGUGGUGACAGAGGAAUAUUGCACGCGGCAGUACAGGGGUGCUUUGAGUGCCCCGCUCACAGGUCAACUGUGCGCCGGUGGCACAAAGGGCGAAGAUUCCUGCAAAGGUGACAGCGGCGGGCCCUUGGCACAGCCACAGACCAAAGAGCCUGGCGGCGACGGCUUUUACUCGCUCAUCGGCGUCGUUUCGUUCGGCGCCAGAGAAUGCGGCUCCGGCGGACUGCCAGGGGUGUACACCAAGGUCAGCGACUACGUUGACUGGAUCGCUGCCGUGACCAGAGGAGAAUGGAGUCCGGACGACACUUCGCGAAAUGUUUAUUGGGACUGAAAUGCAGAAAUAUCACUUUGAUAUUAGUGAUUUCUUAAAAAGUAGAUAUAGUGGAGUUUCGGUGGUUUAAAUAAUUGAUAAAAAAAAAUCUUUUAGGAAACAAAAAAAGCCAACUCUUCGUGCCAAGGGUGUAGAAAUUUUGAGUCCGCAAAUAUGAUGCACCAUAUUAGAUUGAAGAUUGAAGGCAUGCAACAACAAAAAUUAUUUAAAAAAACAAUAAUACAUUCAUAAGCUUAUUUAAAAGUUAAAAUUAAUCAUUUGAAAAUAUUAAAAAUACAGUAGUUGUUUUUAUUAUUUAAAGGUUAAGUUUUUUACUAUCUAAGAUCUUUUAAUUUUUUUAAACAUUUCAAAAUUGAGGUUUUUCAAAUUUUUUAUUUCAACGUAUUUUAAAAUAUUAAAAUUGCCCGAGUUCAAAGUAUACAUCAUGCGUCAAUAGUUAAAAACGUGAUGUUUUUUACUGCUUUUCCACUCUUGGGAAUGAUUGUAGGUGAGCAUUUUGAGUGCAAUAAAACGAAAUCUCUGAAUCUCAAAAUCAGACCUAUUUUAAAGCCAUUGUUACGUGUCAAGUUUAGCUCCACAACCAUUCCACCUCAUUUAAUUAUUAAGAAAUUUUCAAACGAAAAAUCUCAUCUCUUUAAAUAAAUUCUUAUAUCUGGAGGGUAUAAUUAUAAUUCUACUUGUUUUGAUGUGCAUGAAUGUUGGAGUAUAAUUUUUGCAACUAAGUUUGUAGUUUUCAAUAAAGAUGUU
Messenger RNA from Neocloeon triangulifer, 2051 nucleotides. RefSeq names its product phenoloxidase-activating factor 3-like. Bases 63 to 1304 code for a protein of 413 amino acids. NCBI's taxonomy places the organism in Eukaryota, Metazoa, Arthropoda, Insecta, Ephemeroptera, Baetidae. The record is from RefSeq and is a predicted model, not a curated record. Gene Ontology annotation, biological process: proteolysis. Gene Ontology annotation, molecular function: serine-type endopeptidase activity. The transcript is spliced from 7 exons.